CCCGAUCGCUGUCCCAAGCCGCAAGGCUGUCCCAAGUCCGCACAGUUCUCCCAAGAUCGCACCCAAUACAACAAAAUGGCGAAGAAACAAGAGCCCAAAAUCCCUGUCACGGUUCUCGGCGCUGGCGUCACCGGGCUAACGACAGCAUGUAUAUUGCAGAACAGGGGCUAUCAGGUCACUGUGGUGAGCCGGGCGUUUCCGGGGAACCCUGACGUAGACCCGAUCUACACGUCGCCUGCGGCUGGGGCGCACUGGAGGAGCUACGCGGCGAACGAUGAUUACAGGGGACAAGAAUGGGAUGAGUUGACCUUCCAAACACUGCUACGACUAUGCUCGGUACCAGGGACGGGGCUUAUGAUCGCGCCAGGCUACGAGUUCUGGGCGGAGAAGCCGGAUGUAUGGCAAGAUCCGUUCUUUGCGCGGUUUAUCCCGAAAUAUCAGCGGUUGGAGGCGGAAGCGUUACCGCAAGGUUGCAAGUUUGGGAUCUCUUACGAGACUGUGUGCAUAAACGUCCCGAAAUACCUCCCCUGGCUCCUCGACCAGUUUCUCUAUCUCGGCGGCAAGACCGAAGAGCGCGACGUGUCACACAUUGACGAGCUGUUCCAAGGCAAACAUGCCGCGAACGUCGUGGUCAACUGCACGGGGUUUGGGGCGCGCACGCUACCGGGUGUCGCGGACGGGCAUGUGUACCCGACGAGGGGACAGAUUGUGCAGGUGUUUGCGCCGCAUGUGAGGCAUACGGUUACGCGGCUGGGGACUAUGCAUGAGGACUUUACGUAUAUCAUUCCCAGAGACGACGGGAUCGUUGUGCUCGGCGGGACUUACCAAGCGGACAACCACUCACUCGAAGCGGAUCCAAAAACCGCCGACGACAUCAUCGAGCGGUGCCUCGCGAUAUGUCCGGAAUUGAAACCGGAGGGCAAGUCGCUGGAGAUCGUGGCGCAUAAGGUCGGGUUACGUCCGACGAGGGUUGGGGGGACGCGGUGUGAGGCUGAGUGGCGAGAACUAGAUAAUGGGCGGAAAGUGUUGCUUGUACAUAGCUACGGCCAUGGAGGCUACGGCUACCAAUCAAGUUACGGCUCGGCAGCAACAGUAACCAAAAUCGUAGACAGCGAGCUGGCACAGCAGCGGGCGUCGGCCCGGGCGGCCUCUAACGGUGCGGCGGCAGGGAGGGGGAGGGGCGGUAACGCUAAGCUGUAGAUUUUUGCGUAACUUUAGGAAAAUGUACACAGAAAGGUGGGAAACGGGGGCAUGUGUGUAGGGUGAAGGAGGUUUUAUGUAGGGCUUUUAGAGCAUUUACCGUAUAGUGGUUGUGAGAAGGUUCAUUUUACAUAUGUAGCACAAGUAGUAUCAUUCCUAUCGGAGUCUUCUCG
This is a messenger RNA of Fimicolochytrium jonesii, 1373 nucleotides long. RefSeq names its product D-amino-acid oxidase. Lineage: Eukaryota; Fungi; Chytridiomycota; Chytridiomycetes; Spizellomycetales; Powellomycetaceae. The transcript is spliced from 10 exons. The record is from RefSeq and is a predicted model, not a curated record. Gene Ontology annotation, molecular function: D-amino-acid oxidase activity; FAD binding. Bases 76 to 1200 code for a protein of 374 amino acids.